This is a messenger RNA of Maylandia zebra (zebra mbuna), 2655 nucleotides long. It is a transcript of the gene sptssb, whose product is annotated as serine palmitoyltransferase, small subunit B. Gene Ontology annotation, biological process: endoplasmic reticulum organization; ceramide biosynthetic process. The record is from RefSeq and is a predicted model, not a curated record. Gene Ontology annotation, cellular component: serine palmitoyltransferase complex. Gene Ontology annotation, molecular function: serine C-palmitoyltransferase activity. Lineage: Eukaryota; Metazoa; Chordata; Actinopteri; Cichliformes; Cichlidae.
UGCUGCUGCUGCUGGUGCUUGAUUGCUCGCUGCUGUCUACGUCAGAGGUGGCGCAGUGUCGGGCUGCAGCAGCAUGGUGGGACAGAGGCGAUGCGACACCGACUGAACAAAGUUUAAAGAUGCCGCACAAAGCAGCAGCACACCACACAUGGCUGGGAUAGAGGUCCGGCCCUCUCCCCCGUGCCUCUUAUGCAAGGACUGUUUUCUUUUUCUCUGCAUAAACAAACACCGGCCUAUGCAUCGCAUCUCUCGGACACUCCACCUGCGUGAUCUGCGAGCCAGGUGAGUCGCGAGUCUAAGCACGGGUAGUGGGUGUGGUGUCAUGUGUGUACCACAUAUAGGCUGGUGGUGAACUGGUGAAGCAGCUUUUUGGUUUACACAAAGCAGCGGAGCAGCAGCAGCGGCAGGGGGACUCCUCUGGUCUCAUAAUCGCAGUAUAACGAAGGAAUCUCACGUCGGCUGCCGAGGUUUCUGGGUCAAACUUGGCAUUUUAAGCAAGGCACCAUCCUAACACUAAUGAAAAAAAGAAAGAAUGAACUUCAAGAACUUGAGGGAGUACCUGGCUUGGUUAUACUACCAAUACCUGCUCAUCACCGGCAUCUAUGUCCUGGAGCCGUGGGAAAAAUCCAUCUUCAACUCCAUCCUCUUCUCUGCCAUCGCCAUGGUCGUCUACACCUCAUACGUCUUUGUACCCAUCCACGUGCGCCUGGCGCUGGAGUUUUUCUUAGGCAUCUUUGGCGGCCAGCCGGAGAGCACCAUGGCACUCAUGACCUAAAAGAAACAAAACAAAACAUGAAGGUAAAGAGACAGAAAAUGUGUGGAUGAGCAUGAAUCUGUCAUCAUAUUUUCUUAUAACUCACCUCCUUAGAUCCUAGAGCACCUUGAGCCCUCCUUUUACAACAAGCUCGCCCUAAACCAGGCAAUCAGCCACCUCUGCGAAUCACGACUGAAAACAUGAAGAUCUUAAUGGAACGAUGUGGAAAUCAGAGCCUUACUAUCUUCUUUACAUCCCAAACCCUCCAGCCUUACCCCAUGGUAUUAGACAGGCAGCAGAACAGUGCUUUCACACAUGUCCUGUGAGAUGUCUUAUGAUAUGUUGUUUGUCCUUAUUGAUUUUUUGUUUGUUUUUGUUUUUUUGUUGUGUUUAUCACCAUAUGUCCUGUGUGAGUGCAUACCACAUAUGUGUUUUGCAUGAUAGGGUCAUAUAUGGGCAGUCGAUUUGCAUGCUCAUCUCACUAUGAAAUACUACUAGACUUGCUUCUUUUUUAUUGCCUUUUAAGCUCCAGACUCACUAUUUACAAAAAAGCAGACCGAUCAUUUUAUAGCGUCUGAAUCCAGUCUGUAAAAUUUAUGUCUGGCAUUCUGAAUUUACAGCUCACUACAGAGCAAGCUGUCACGUUUCAAGUGUUACACAGUGAGAGGCGACUACGUGAGUUCGAGAUGAUUUUAGACACAGCCCAAAUUUCCUUCAGAGCCGUGGAAGGCAUUAUAUGUCAGGCUCUGUGGGACUUAAUGCAACAGGUAAACUAAACUUGCAAUGCAACAUCAGUGACGUUUCCUUUUUAAGUGUGUGUAUGUUCGUUUAUCUGAUGUAUCUGUGAUGCCAUGUUAUCUCGUGCACUCACUCUGGGUGGUUAAUCUGUAGUUUUGCAUCAGAACCGCUAUCACUGGGUUUUGUUUUUUUGUUUUGGUGUUUGUUUGUUUUUAGUUGCCUUUAUGAGCUGCAAUACUGACUGGCAGGGCACAUUACACAUUUCACGUAGAUGUCAUUUAGCUGAUCUUAACAGAGAGGACUGAUAAAAAGCCCAACCUAUGCAAUGAGUCUUAAAACGUUCGUGUUAAGACUCUGUUAAACAGAUUUUCCCAGUCAGUGUGAGUAAUAUUAAGCCAAAAUAACAGAAGAGAUACGUGCCGAGCCCUGCUUUAUCUCUAGUUUAUUAACUGUUGCCAUUUCUGGUAGGUGUACUCAGCUCUGAGCUUGAGCAAAUAUUGAUACAACACACCUUUGUGUUGUAGGCUUGGCUUUGGUAAUUACGUAACUCUACUUCACAAACCCCUGAAAUCAAAAAAGAACUGUUUGAUGUUUCAUACAGAAUGCAAAGAUACUGUAGGCAAAUUAACCCAAAUGAAAAACAAUGACAUGGCUGACCAAAGUCUUCCUUAUCUAUAGUUGAUCUAUAGAUAGAAAGUGAGUUUUAGUGUGUCUGGUAGCUGCGAUGAGCAUUGUGCGUUGGAUCAUUUUUAGCUAUUUGUGCUUUGGGUGAGGGGCUCACUGGUUAUAGUUCAAGCAUAAGUAACAAUGAGUUAAUUUUAUUUAUAUGGAUUUAUAUAUUUAUAUACACUGGUAAAUGCUUGGCUGGUUACAAUGUCAAUUACCAAAUGUUUGUGAUUAUUUAUAUCUGUGUUCUCCUGUGGCCAUACUUUUGUUAUUUGCUCUGUUUCUCUACCUUAAAGUGCUUUUUAUAUUGUUGUAUCAUUUCAUUUCACUUUGGAUAAACAUUUGCUGAAGUCUCAGACGUUUCCAGCUCAGACAAUGACGCGUUCUCUGAAAAAUCUUUUUUUUUUUUUCCCCACUGUGCACAAAAUGAAUGUUUUAUUUAUACAUGAUGGUGACACAUCGCUCCAGUAAUCAGAAAAUAAAAAUGCAUCUGAAGA